Molecule: messenger RNA, 1185 nt
Organism: Colletotrichum acutatum
Lineage: Eukaryota; Fungi; Ascomycota; Sordariomycetes; Glomerellales; Glomerellaceae
Product: glucose N-acetyltransferase
Exons: 2
Coding region: 1-1185 (394 amino acids)
Molecular function (GO): glycosyltransferase activity
Source: RefSeq, a predicted model, not a curated record
AUGCCGCUUCAGUGGCUCCACGGCCGCUUUGCCUACACGCCGCUUCAUACCGAUGAUGCACCCUCCUCGGGUUCUUCAUCAUGGAAGGGCAGGCCUUACCACACAAUAUUUACCUUGAAACAGCUCAAGUUGGCCGCGUUCACUAUUGCUGGGCUGUUGUUGCUAUUUGGUGUUGUGGUCUAUAACCGUGAUCAGAUUGAAGCCAUUCGAGUAGCUUACUCAACUUCUCAACACGACGAGUCACCUGACGUCAAGUCUGUAGACUGGUCUCGGUUUGCGUACGUCCAGUAUGUCACUAAUAAAGACUACCUCUGUAACUCGGUCAUGUUCUUUGAGAGGCUGCAAUACUUGGAGAGUAAAGCGGGUCGAGUUCUGAUGUACCCCUCCGUCAUGCUCCCUGAUCCUCAUGAGAGAGAACAUGAAGGUUCAUCAGAUGAUGCCAAACUCCUCAUCCUUGCUCGGGAGAAGUACAACGUAAAGCUUGAUCCAAUAUCUGUUCAACAUCGAACAGGCUCAGAUCCAACUUGGGCGGACUCUUUCACAAAACUUCUUGCCUUCAACCAGACAAAAUACGACCGCGUACUUUCAAUCGACUCGGAUUCAACUCUUCUCCAGCACAUGGACGAGCUCUUCUCUCUUCCCCCAACCACAGUCGCCAUGCCACGUGCAUAUUGGCUUCAACCAGAUAAACACAUCCUAUCCUCCCAAGUCAUUCUUAUUCAACCAAGUCAAGUGGAAUUCACUCGCAUCACAUCCAAAAUCAACAAUGCCGGAAGAAAUGAUUAUGAUAUGGAGCUCGUCAACGAAUUAUACCAGGAUAGUGCCAUGGUUUUACCGCACCGGCCUUACGAUCUCUUAACGGGGGAGUUCAGCAAAGACAACCACCAAUGGUACCUUGGCAGUGACGAGGAAACCUGGGAUCCAGUCGCCGUGUACAACGAGGCAAAGUUGCUGCAUUUCUCUGACUGGCCUCUGCCGAAGCCCUGGUUAGAGGCCCCUGAGAACUUGGUCCGGGAGAGAGAGCCUAAAUGUGUGGCCAUGAUGGAUGGACUUGGAAGUUGCGCGGCGAGAGAUAUCUGGCGUGGGAUCUACGAUGAGUUCAGGGAACGUCGGAGGGUAAGUCAGCUGGAAGGUCUCAAGCAGUCUACAAACAGCGCGGCUAACAUAGAGGCAGCGAGUCUGUGA